Homo sapiens (human) is the source of this 1944-nucleotide messenger RNA. RefSeq names its product ras homolog family member A (gene RHOA). Bases 160 to 723 code for a protein of 187 amino acids. The transcript is spliced from 6 exons. The record is from RefSeq and is marked reviewed. NCBI's taxonomy places the organism in Eukaryota, Metazoa, Chordata, Mammalia, Primates, Hominidae. Gene Ontology annotation, cellular component: cleavage furrow; dendrite; cytosol. Gene Ontology annotation, molecular function: GTPase activity; GTP binding; G protein activity. Gene Ontology annotation, biological process: bone trabecula morphogenesis; apical junction assembly; ossification involved in bone maturation.
GCUCUCUCGCGCUACCCUCCCGCCGCCCGCGGUCCUCCGUCGGUUCUCUCGUUAGUCCACGGUCUGGUCUUCAGCUACCCGCCUUCGUCUCCGAGUUUGCGACUCGCGGACCGGCGUCCCCGGCGCGAAGAGGCUGGACUCGGAUUCGUUGCCUGAGCAAUGGCUGCCAUCCGGAAGAAACUGGUGAUUGUUGGUGAUGGAGCCUGUGGAAAGACAUGCUUGCUCAUAGUCUUCAGCAAGGACCAGUUCCCAGAGGUGUAUGUGCCCACAGUGUUUGAGAACUAUGUGGCAGAUAUCGAGGUGGAUGGAAAGCAGGUAGAGUUGGCUUUGUGGGACACAGCUGGGCAGGAAGAUUAUGAUCGCCUGAGGCCCCUCUCCUACCCAGAUACCGAUGUUAUACUGAUGUGUUUUUCCAUCGACAGCCCUGAUAGUUUAGAAAACAUCCCAGAAAAGUGGACCCCAGAAGUCAAGCAUUUCUGUCCCAACGUGCCCAUCAUCCUGGUUGGGAAUAAGAAGGAUCUUCGGAAUGAUGAGCACACAAGGCGGGAGCUAGCCAAGAUGAAGCAGGAGCCUCACUGUGUCGCCAGGCUGGAGUGCUGUGGCACGAUCUUGGCUCAACUGCAACCUCCGCCUCCCAGAUUUAAGCGAUUCCCCUGCCUCAGCCUCCUGAGUAGCUGGGGUUACAGGCGCCCACUACCACACCCAGGAGCCGGUGAAACCUGAAGAAGGCAGAGAUAUGGCAAACAGGAUUGGCGCUUUUGGGUACAUGGAGUGUUCAGCAAAGACCAAAGAUGGAGUGAGAGAGGUUUUUGAAAUGGCUACGAGAGCUGCUCUGCAAGCUAGACGUGGGAAGAAAAAAUCUGGGUGCCUUGUCUUGUGAAACCUUGCUGCAAGCACAGCCCUUAUGCGGUUAAUUUUGAAGUGCUGUUUAUUAAUCUUAGUGUAUGAUUACUGGCCUUUUUCAUUUAUCUAUAAUUUACCUAAGAUUACAAAUCAGAAGUCAUCUUGCUACCAGUAUUUAGAAGCCAACUAUGAUUAUUAACGAUGUCCAACCCGUCUGGCCCACCAGGGUCCUUUUGACACUGCUCUAACAGCCCUCCUCUGCACUCCCACCUGACACACCAGGCGCUAAUUCAAGGAAUUUCUUAACUUCUUGCUUCUUUCUAGAAAGAGAAACAGUUGGUAACUUUUGUGAAUUAGGCUGUAACUACUUUAUAACUAACAUGUCCUGCCUAUUAUCUGUCAGCUGCAAGGUACUCUGGUGAGUCACCACUUCAGGGCUUUACUCCGUAACAGAUUUUGUUGGCAUAGCUCUGGGGUGGGCAGUUUUUUGAAAAUGGGCUCAACCAGAAAAGCCCAAGUUCAUGCAGCUGUGGCAGAGUUACAGUUCUGUGGUUUCAUGUUAGUUACCUUAUAGUUACUGUGUAAUUAGUGCCACUUAAUGUAUGUUACCAAAAAUAAAUAUAUCUACCCCAGACUAGAUGUAGUAUUUUUUGUAUAAUUGGAUUUCCUAAUACUGUCAUCCUCAAAGAAAGUGUAUUGGUUUUUUAAAAAAGAAAGUGUAUUUGGAAAUAAAGUCAGAUGGAAAAUUCAUUUUUUAAAUUCCCGUUUUGUCACUUUUUCUGAUAAAAGAUGGCCAUAUUACCCCUUUUCGGCCCCAUGUAUCUCAGUACCCCAUGGAGCUGGGCUAAGUAAAUAGGAAUUGGUUUCACGCCUGAGGCAAUUAGACACUUUGGAAGAUGGCAUAACCUGUCUCACCUGGACUUAAGCAUCUGGCUCUAAUUCACAGUGCUCUUUUCUCCUCACUGUAUCCAGGUUCCCUCCCAGAGGAGCCACCAGUUCUCAUGGGUGGCACUCAGUCUCUCUUCUCUCCAGCUGACUAAACUUUUUUUCUGUACCAGUUAAUUUUUCCAACUACUAAUAGAAUAAAGGCAGUUUUCUAAA